Nerophis ophidion (straightnose pipefish) is the source of this 2597-nucleotide messenger RNA. RefSeq names its product chromobox homolog 3b (gene cbx3b). NCBI's taxonomy places the organism in Eukaryota, Metazoa, Chordata, Actinopteri, Syngnathiformes, Syngnathidae. The transcript is spliced from 5 exons. Gene Ontology annotation, biological process: negative regulation of transcription by RNA polymerase II; chromatin organization. Gene Ontology annotation, cellular component: pericentric heterochromatin; nucleus. Bases 63 to 950 code for a protein of 295 amino acids. The record is from RefSeq and is a predicted model, not a curated record. Gene Ontology annotation, molecular function: chromatin binding.
CCCCCGUGGGCGCGACUUAGCGUGUCUGCGUCUGCGGCGAGACCCUUCUGGCGUUUCCUGGCAUGACCUUUUCCUUUGACAACCACUUCCUUCUUCCGAGUGUCCAAACGGCCAUCUUUGAUCGCAGCAAAGAGUUGCCCCUCGCAUGGAAAAACGCCGCAGAGGUUUGCUGGCUGCUCGGAGCGGUACGGAGGAGGACGCAGAGUGUUCAUUACUUCUCCCCGGACUCGAACCCCCGAACGAACCCGAAGCGGACGACCGCGUUAGCACAUAAAGCGUACGUUCGUGUUUCCCCACGAGUCACACCCGUGACACAUACGUUGCUAACUCCCAUCACAACAUGCGUGGGAACUACUAACUGCCAUGUUCACCUGCCACUUUGGUCAAUUUUCAGGAUGAGGAAGAAGCAGACAGUCAAGCAGAGGAAGACGGAGGAGACAUCUACUAUUGUCCAGGAGUUUGCGGUGGAGAGAAUAACUCGACGUAGAAUCUUCAAUGGAAAAGUAGAGUACUUGCUUAAGUGGAAAGGCUUCACUGACGCUGACAACACGUGGGAGCCCGAGGACAACCUGGACUGUCCUGAACUGAUCGAGGACUUCCUGAGGAAUCAUUUCUCAGGCGUUGAUGAGGAAGUGGAGCAGGGGUUAGUUCUUAAAGAAGAAAUGGCAGACGAGACGGAAAUUUCCCCGUCACAGACUCACACUCAUCACUACGAUGGUGACGGCGUGGGCGAUGCAGACUCACCCGCCGACCACAGCGCUUACCCUCAGCCGGACUGCAUCAUCGGCUCCACAGACCGAAAAGGAGAGCUGGUGUUUUUGGUGAAAUGGAAGAACUCGGGCGACGUGGCGCUGCUGUCGGCCCAUGAAGCAAGCGCCAGGUGUCCCCAGGCAGUCAUUGACUUCUACGAGCAGAGGCUGACCUGGCACUGCGGCGAAGACGAGCAGUGACGUGUGCGAUUGUAGGCUCAGGUGAACGUGCAGGACCUUUUACCUCUUUUGAGCGCCGUCGCUCAGCUGAUGUCACUGUGGAGACGAAUGCCAAAUUUGUCACGACCUGAAGCCUUUUUCUCGUCUCAACAUGUAGCACAUACACAAUCACUGUACAUAGCAUGUCUUUUUAGGUGGGAAUGUCGUAUUUUAGUCCCUUUUCCCUCUCCCCUUAUCGCUGUUCCUGUGCGCGGGUUGUUGUUUAGAGUGUUGUUGCACAAUUUAUCAUUAACGUUUAGGUGGAAGAAGAAUUAAAUGUGUUAAUGAAUAUAUUAACAUUAGUUCAACAGUUUACAUGCAAUAUACAAUAGAUCCUUGUUUUUAGUGUCUAUUUUUCACAUUCUACAUAAGCUCUAUAAUAACUUGCAUAAUUUGACACUUCUUAAACAUAUUUUAAAACACUAACAUGUCUAAGUUCUUGCCACUAAUUUAGAAUGAAAAAUAACGAAUUGACUUAGAGUCACAGUACCGCCUGAUCGUCAAGCUGCCUUGUCAACCACGCUUCCAUCUCGUGCGGCACCGCCCCCAGCGCCCUCUAAAGCGUCUCGGACUGGUACGCUCCUCCUUGAGAUGCAGGCGUUCCUGAAAUGCGGCAAUCACAUAAUCCAUACCGUUUGCCUGUUAUAUGAUUCCAGUAAGUUUGGAAUAUACUCUUGUGUAGGGCUGGGCGAUAUGGACCACGACUGAUAUCCCAGUAUUUUGAGGCCGAAUAGCAAUUUACGAUAUAUAUCGUUGUCUUAAACAAAACAUGCAAAGUUCUUAAAGUUGCCAAAGUGUUUUAUGUUAGAAAACCAGUGUUGCGAGUACUCAAAUUACUUUUUGUUGUAAGUAGUAACGUAACGUGUUUAUUCUUAGAAAGUAAUUGGUUAGCUGUUACUAUAUCAAAGAAGUUUUUGGUAAAUUUUGUUAAUUAACGUUAGGUUUAUUGCCUCACACUUGUGCGCGGGAAUAGAUGUAGCUCAGACCUGGGCAAAAUAAGGCCCGGGGGCCGCAUGCAGCCAGUUAAGCUUUUCAAUCUGGCCCACAGGACAUUCCCAAAUAAUUUGUUUAGAUAUUUCAGAUGGCAACUGUAGCUGCCAUUAUGAUGUGCAGUGAUGUUUUCAAAUGACCGUAAGUCUCGAACUAUACAAAGUAUUUAAACAGUUGGAAUCUGCGCUUUUGCAUGAUAUAUGAGUUACUAUGGUAAUCUAAUUAGUUACUAUGGUACUCUAUUUAGUUACUAUGGUAAUCUAAAGUCACAGUAGCUCAGACGAGGCACCAAACAGUGUGGGUGGGGAGUGUUUCCACAGAGCGUGAGACUGAAAUUCGGGUGUCGGGGACAGACACGGAAGGAGAUUUUUACAAGAAAGUUCUAAAGCUCAGGGAUAAAUCAGAUACAUCAGUUUGUAGGUGUUUUUUUUUUUUUUUACCUUUCGCGUUCAUAUUUCAAUGUGUUUUGUUGCAUUUUUGUUGCGUUUCGCUUGAUUGUCAAAUAUGUCGAACGAGAGCAGGUGCGACGUUCAUAUGUUGUCAAUUUUCAGUCUUUUAUCGUUCAUAGUUAAUAUUGUAAAUCCCACUUUUUUUUAUUUUCAUGUACAUUCUCAUUCAGUAAAAACAUUUAAAAUUCCA